Messenger RNA from Pimephales promelas (fathead minnow), 504 nucleotides. NCBI's taxonomy places the organism in Eukaryota, Metazoa, Chordata, Actinopteri, Cypriniformes, Leuciscidae. The record is from RefSeq and is a predicted model, not a curated record.
AAGUGAAUUUCAGUAAUGAUACCUGCAACUUUCCCCCCCAGAAUAAAUUCAUCACAUAACCUGGCUGUGACCACUUACCUCUUCGAAGAAUUAAGGUCAACUUUUACAGACGUUGACCCUGAAUGUGUAAAAGCAGGUUGGAAGAUGUAUUUUGAGACUUUGCGGAGGAAGUAUUCUUUGGCUCAGCCUGAAAAGGCCCAGAAAAGAAAAACUAUGACGAGCAUUGCAAAGAACCUUCAAAGAAAGCGACUGUUGCUGGAGACCAGGUCCGGGGUUGUACAAACCAACACAGAAAAGGAACUUUGGAAGACCGCAACAAUAGAACUGAUGUCUGAUGAAGAUGAUGCUAUUGUUGAUGGAAGGCCAGUGUGAAUGGUGAGGUCUCCACCAAUCUGCUCUCUGCUAGGUACUAUAAAACAGACUAGAGGCUGACCCACACUAUGCGUCACACCACCAGCGUAUCAUGGCAGUUUGAAAAAUGUUAACUCGUAUAAAAAAAAAAAA